Wallemia ichthyophaga EXF-994 is the source of this 411-nucleotide messenger RNA. RefSeq lists its product as uncharacterized. The coding region runs from base 1 to 411 and encodes 136 amino acids. The transcript has a single exon. Gene Ontology annotation, cellular component: membrane. The record is from RefSeq and is a predicted model, not a curated record. NCBI's taxonomy places the organism in Eukaryota, Fungi, Basidiomycota, Wallemiomycetes, Wallemiales, Wallemiaceae.
AUGCAAGGACACAAUGGCUGCGAAAGGAUCCUCAAUGGGAUUUUAGCAAUUUUCAUUCCAACUCUCAGCGUCGCUUUUGUCACUGGCUGCUCAACCAAAGGUGCCACACACGUCCUCAUCAACCUUGUUCUAUUUGUCGUGUUAUGGAUACCUGCGGUUAUACACGCCUGGUAUAUCAUACACCACUACCGCAAUGGUUUUUAUGAGGAUGAGCCGCCUAAAAUUGUCUAUGUCCAAGGCGCACAGCAGCAGCAGCAGCAAUCACACCAACCACAGCCACAGCCACAACCACAACCACAACCACAACCACAACCACAACCACAGCCGCCCACUCAUCCCCAAGACUACUCCCUACCUUCUUACGACGAAGCCAAUCAAUCCAGAAAACGCCAAGGCGAUACCAAACUGUAA